AAAAAUUAAAAAUCCAAAAUGAAAUUUGUUUUAUUAGUUAUUUGUAUCAUUAUUAGCUUGGAUUGUGUCAGAAGUAAAAACACAUUUAAAGAAGACAUAAAAAUCACUAUUAAACAGGGUUCUCUAGUUGGUCAUUCAGCCAAAGAUUAUUUAAACGAUACUUAUUAUAUAUUUGAAGCAAUCCCUUAUGCAAAACCACCUGUGGGGCGUUUAAGGUUUAAGGCACCUGAACCUGCAGAACCGUGGACUGGAGUGUAUGAUGCAACAAAAAUACGAAAAGCUUGUCCACAAGUCGGCGCUUCUGAAGCAGGACCUAACGAGGAAUAUGAUGAAGAUUGUUUGUUUCUGAACGUUCAUACAAAAAUGAUGCCAGACCCGAAACCAGUGAUGGUUUGGAUUCAUGGCGGUGCCUUCGAAAUGGGUUCUAUUAAUGGAUAUCGAGGAUCACAGUAUUUAAUGACUGAAGACAUUGUAUUGGUUGAGGUUCAAUAUCGAUUAAAUAUUUUUGGUUUUUUAAGUUUUGACGAUCCAAAAUAUAAUAUUCCUGGUAAUGCAGGAUUAAAAGAUCAAGUGUUGGCUUUGAAAUGGGUUCAAGAAAACAUCAAGUAUUUUAAUGGUGAUCCAAAUCAAGUAACAAUUUUUGGUGAUAGUGCAGGUGGGGCUUCGGUACAUUUGUUGUAUGUAUCAUCCUUAGCAAAAGGUUUAUUUCAUCGAGCGAUUGCUCAAAGUGGAUCUGGUGCAAAUACUUGGGUUUACUCUGCCAGUAAUUACACCCAUUUAGCUGAAGCUUUAAAUUGUUCGUCAAAUAACUUAGAUGAAAUUGUAAACUGUAUUAACGGUACAUCAACGAAGGAGCUAGUUAACGCCGGAAUAAUAUUGAAGAGUAUUCCGGAUGGCACGCUUGUGGAUGGAAUUUCAAUGAGUGCUCUUACAAUAGAAUCUGAAAACAGUAACGAUCCAUUCAUGACACACCACGUGGAAGAAAAUAUUAAAAAAGGAAAUUUCAAUAAAGUUCCACUUAUUAUUGGAAUUUGUGCAAAUGAAUCUGCAUUAUAUUAUCAAGACAGGCCUGGUAUUGGACCAAAUUUCACUGAAUCAGAUUAUGAAAAGUUGAUACCAAAGGAUAUAAAUUUUAAAAAAGGUUCAAACGAAGCUUUCAAUAUUGGUAAAGAAAUUAAGGAAUUUUAUUAUGGAAAUCAAACACCGUCAAACGAUUUACUUGAACCUUGGAUUAAAUACGUUUCUGAUAUGAUGUUUAUUUAUAAAAUGUAUUAUAUUACAAAGCUACAAGCCGCAUCUUUUCCAAAUGUUCCUGUUUACUUUUAUAAUUUCAAUUAUAUCACAAGUCUUAACUUUGAAGGAAAUUCUACAAAAUAUGUGGCGCAUGCCGAUGACUUACCAUACUUAUUUAAUUUUAAUCCAAAAGGAGUUUCUCAGCUCACUCCAAGCUCCGAUGAGGAGAUAGGAAUGCAUCGUAUGAUAAAAUUAUGGACCACAUUUGCAAAAUCAAAAGAUGGAAAUCCAAAUCCAUUAAACGAUCCAUUAUUUACAAAUGUAACUUGGAAGCCUGUUGAUUCAAAUAAUUUUUUUUAUUUACAUAUUAAUCCAAAAUUAGUAUUAGAAAAAAAUUUAUAUGAAGAUCGUAUGAAAUUUUGGGACCAUUUUUAUCAAAAAUAUCAAAUUUGAUUGUUAUAUAAGAUUUU
Chrysoperla carnea is the source of this 1703-nucleotide messenger RNA. RefSeq names its product juvenile hormone esterase-like. The coding region runs from base 19 to 1686 and encodes 555 amino acids. The transcript has 6 exons. The record is from RefSeq and is a predicted model, not a curated record. NCBI's taxonomy places the organism in Eukaryota, Metazoa, Arthropoda, Insecta, Neuroptera, Chrysopidae.